AGGGCCCCUAGGGCCGCGCUCCGAGCGGCCAGAGCGGCCAGAGGGCGAGCUGCGCGGCGCAGCGCGGCGGGGAGGUAAGAUGGCGCCGUGCUUGGCGCUUCCCCUUCGCUGCUGUUAGGUUUGCUGCUCGCCCUUUCCGUCAGGUUUUGGUAUGAACAGGAUUCGGAUUCACGUCUUGCCAACGAAUCGGGGGAGGAUCACCCCAGUGCCCAGAUCACAGGAGCCCCUUUCUUGUUCGUUCACUCACCGCCCAUGCUCUCAACCGCGUCUGGAGGGGCAGGAGUUUUGCAUCAAGCAUAUCCUUGAAGACAAGAAUGCACCCUUCAAACAAUGUAGUUACAUAUCGACGAAGAAUGGAAAACGGUGUCCCAGUGCUGCCCCCAAGCCUGAGAAGAAAGAUGGGGUGUCUUUCUGUGCCGAACAUGCUCGAAGGAAUGCCCUAGCACUUCAUGCUCAAAUGAAGAAGAACAAUCCAGGCCCUAUGGGUGAAACCCUCUUGUGCCAGUUGAGCUCAUAUGCGAAAACAGAGCUGGGCUCUCAGACCCCAGAGAGCAGUCGAAGCGAAGCUAGCCGGAUACUGGAUGAAGACAGCUGGAGUGAUGGGGACCAGGAACCCAUUACUGUGGAUCAGACAUGGAGAGGUGACCCUGACAGUGAAGCUGAUAGCAUAGACAGUGAUCAAGAAGAUCCCCUAAAACAUGCUGGUGUCUACACAGCUGAAGAAGUGGCUCUUAUUAUGAGAGAAAAGCUAAUUCGUUUGCAGUCUUUGUACAUUGAUCAGUUUAAACGACUACAGCACCUACUCAAAGAGAAGAAGCGCCGUUACUUACACAAUCGAAAAGUGGAACAUGAAGCUUUAGGUAGUAGUCUCCUGACAGGCCCAGAGGGACUUUUAGCCAAAGAAAGAGAGAAUUUAAAGCGACUAAAAUGUCUUAGGCGAUAUCGUCAACGCUAUGGAGUAGAAGCCUUACUGCAUAGGCAGUUGAAGGAACGGAGAAUGCUGGCCACAGAUGGGGCUGCGCAACAGGCUCAUACCACUCGUUCCAGUCAGAGGUGCUUAGCUUUUGUGGACGAUGUUCGUUGCUCGAAUCAGUCUCUUCCAAUGACCAGACACUGCCUUACCCAUAUUUGCCAGGACACAAAUCAGGUUCUCUUCAAAUGCUGCCAGGGGUCUGAAGAGGUACCCUGCAACAAACCUGUUCCUGUAAGCCUUUCUGAGGACCCCUGCUGUCCACUGCAUUUCCAGUUGCCUCCUCAGAUGUAUAAGCCCGAGCAGGUACUGUCUGUGCCAGACGAUCUGGAAGCCGGCCCCAUGGAUCUGUACUUGAGUGCUGCCGAGCUUCAGCCCACUGAGAGUUUACCACUGGAGUUCAGUGAUGACUUGGACGUUGUGGGUGAUGGCAUGCCGUGCCCUCCGUCGCCCUUGCUCUUUGAUCCUUCACUAGCUCUUGAAGAUCACUCUGACAAGGAGAUUGCUGGAGGCCCAGGCCAGAUGCAGGUGACUGGGGAUGGGUGCAGAUCCCAGGUACCUCGAAAUUUAGAGAAAGCCUGUGCAUCAUUCCCUCAGCAUGGAUUGACUACUGCAAAUGGAAAACCAGAACCCACUUCUAUCAGUUGACAGUUCAUUCUGGAAAUUGUUUGACUGUGGUGGAUUUGAGCUUUCCAUUCUCCAAACAAGUCAUCUCUGAUCAUCUCUCACUAAGCAGGGACAACCCAGACUACAUUGCUUUUCUUUGGCUAUUAGCAAACAUAAACCAAAUUUGUGAGGAACGAGUCUUUAGUAUUUAAGUUACAGGGUUCUUUGUGAGGAACGAGUCUUUAGUAUUUAAGUUACAGGGUUCUUUGUGAGGAAGAGAGUGGUAAUUCCUGCCUUUGGGACUAUGCCUGGGAAAGAGACAUUUUUGUGAUGUGAUUUCCUAAGCCCUGGAUGAAUCUACUAGGCAGGGGCUGCAGUCAGGAAUGGCACUCCUUCGGGUGCUGACUGUUCAGUGUCUGGCUGUCUGUAUCUAAAGGCCUGUGUUUAAACCUUUCCUCAGCCCACAUAACUGGGCAAUAGAAACACCUUUUCUUAGUGACUGACUGAAAAGCAGCUCACAGGUCUGGGCUCUCCUUAACUAUCCUUCUUGUUGUUAACUUAUGUAAAUGUCUGGUCGAAUCCCCCUUGUAAAAUACAGUAAAAUUAUUGUAUAUAGUUUAUAUUAAAUGUUAAAAUGUUAUGGAAAUGUAAAGUAGUGUGAAUUGAAUUUUGUUUUUGUAUUUGAGAGUGUCUAUAUUAUUUUCUGGGACUUCAGUGCCAUUUGAUGGGAAGAGGGAAAAGGGAGGAGUGCAUGAUACUCCUGUCCUAGGGCAGGCAUCACUGGGGAAAUGGUAUGAGAGAAGUGGCACUUGUUACCAGCUCACUGGGCCAGAUAGAAUUGGGUUCACUGCAGAGUGAGUUAGUUCAGUAGUGGGCUCAAGACUGUCCAGUGGUUAGGGCCUUGGUCAAACCCCAUAGAGGGGAUGAGAGGAUAGGGGUCAGAUGUGAUGAGGUUUGUGUCAGGCUGGUUCUAGGGAAACUAAAGGAAGCUUCCAAAGCCCGAAUAACAGUUUACAGAAAACAAGUAAUAAAACUGUGAGCUUGUCCUAGGGGUGGAUGUUGUUAUUGUGUGAACUGUACAUUUCUCCCUACGAGAAAGAAUACUGAGGUGAAGAUUAUUAGCUUAGCCCAAGUCACUGUCAGGUGUUUCAGUUACUCACCUGUUGCAUCUAACUAAGACUUACGGUUCCAGAAGGGGUAAGAGGCCAUGGCAGGCAGGUGUGGUGGCAGGGUUAGGAGGCCGAGAAUUCAUGUCCUUGACUACAAGCAUGAAAAGCAAACAAGUGGCACAAGGCUUUUAAUCUCAAAGGCCAGCUUCCUGCAACAGCAAGUCUGUAUCACUUGAAACUCCCCAAACUGCCCCCAACUGGACAUUGAGGGUCCAAAUGCUAGAGGCUGUGGUGGACAUUUUUCAUUUGAAUAAGCACAUCAGGUUUAGCCAAUGGAAAAUCCAGACCCACAGUACUGGACCAGAGAUUGUCAGAAGGGGAGCUGGUCCAAACAUCCAUAAUGGAAGGCCAGAGUGCAUCUGAUGGACCUGAUCCAGGCCAAACAGUAACCCCCUCCCCCCAUCAUCAGGGCUGGGAGACAGGCACUGCUGCAGGAUGAGAAAGGUUGUAUGAUUCGUGGGGAGUGUAGGUUAUGGGAGGCUAGGUGGCAUAGUAGCUCAUGCUGCUGUACCCAACAUUGCCUUUUUGACUGAGAUGGAUACAAGUGCUAAGGUUUUACUCUGCUGUACUGAACUUUGCUAACAUUCCUUUGCUUAUUAGUGUCCUAGCUGCCCAAGGAAUCAGGAAGUAAAUGAAACUUACAGAUCUUAGCAAGUUCUUGAAGCCUACAAGGUUCAUAAGUCUUCCCAAAGAUAUAUAAGCAGUAACUAAUUUCUGCAGAGAGGAGACUCCAAAAUAAGCAAACUCUGUAAACCAGCUCUCAGCAAGCUGUGUCAGGAGCUCCAGGGGUGCGACUUCUGUCAGUUUUCACAAUGUUGGGGUGAACUUUUUCGGUGAUGUACCUAUCUCUAAAUCAUCUGUGCUCCUGUAAGUAAACCAAUAAACUCAGCAGUUCACUUAA
Messenger RNA from Mesocricetus auratus (golden hamster), 3646 nucleotides. It is a transcript of the gene Kansl2, whose product is annotated as KAT8 regulatory NSL complex subunit 2. The transcript is spliced from 10 exons. The record is from RefSeq and is a predicted model, not a curated record. Lineage: Eukaryota; Metazoa; Chordata; Mammalia; Rodentia; Cricetidae. Bases 152 to 1618 code for a protein of 488 amino acids. Gene Ontology annotation, cellular component: NSL complex.